Molecule: messenger RNA, 2883 nt
Organism: Morchella importuna
Lineage: Eukaryota; Fungi; Ascomycota; Pezizomycetes; Pezizales; Morchellaceae
Exons: 10
Coding region: 1-2883 (960 amino acids)
Source: RefSeq, a predicted model, not a curated record
AUGGCGCGUAUCGAGCCGUUUAUCAAUGGAAUGACUCAAUAUGCAAAAGUUAUAGAGGUCUUUGUACAAGUGAAGCCUGAAAUCAUGGCUCUGAUCUGGGGCCCUCUGAAAUUGUUGCUUCAGCUGGCUAGUCAGUUCACCGAGAGCUUUGAGAAAAUCCUGGACGCGAUAGGGAGAAUAGGGGAGAAUCUUCCACGGUUCCAGAGGUUCUGUACGGCAUUUUCGUAUAAUGAUCAGAUACAGGAGAUCAUAAGCACUGUAUAUGAAGAUAUCAUGGAGUUUUAUAUAAGCGCCUGGAAAUUCUUCAACCGUAGAGCGUGGAAGAUUAUGUUUUCUUUGGUAUGGGCUUCGUUUGAGACCAGAUUUGGUCUUAUUCUCAGAAACCUGCAAAGGCACCAAGCUUUGGUGGACAAUGAAGCUCGUGCCGAAGAUAUCAUACAAUCACAGAAAGCACGAGAAGAAGAACUAAAACGGGCUGAAGAGCGCCAAUUGGAUGAUAUGCACCGAAAGAUGAAAGAGAUAUUUGAUUGGAUCAAACCAGUCAAUAUUGUAGACCAUAGGGAGAAAUGUGGAUACCUGAAGCAAGAUGGUACCGGUGACUGGCUCAUAAGAAGCAAAGAUAUUCAGGACUGGAUUACCGGGAAGGGGAAGCAGUCGAUUUGGCUGACAGGUAAACCUGGUUCUGGGAAAACAAUUCUUUCGUACACACUCUUAGAGCACCUAGAGCUGAAGAUGGCAUCAGCAAGCCUCUCUGGCUUAGUCCUUUAUUACUUCUGCAGCUACGAACAAGUCGACUCGAAAAUAUGCCAGAAUAUCCUUUGCGCCUUAAUCUAUCAGAUAAUCUCGCAGAAGCAAGAUUUACUGGUAUAUGUUUACCCAGAGAUUACGAAGCUCCUAUCAGUACCAAUGCUCCAGAAACUUUUGUACGAACUGAUCGAGGCUUCAGUUUCUCCUUCCGAGUUUGUCUAUGUUAUUAUUGACGGACUUGAUGAACUUCCACAGACCGAACGAGAGAGAUUAAUGCGGAUUUUGAAAGGGCUCAAACAAAAGCCAUUGAGCUUAGCUUCUAGAAUAUUUGUAGCAAGCCGGGACUUGGCCGACAUUCGUACUGUGUUCGAGAGGCAAAGACCCUUGGAGAUUUCGAUAAAAGACAAUAAUAAACAUGAUAUAUAUCGAUAUAUAGCUCACGAGUCAUUGAGGGUGGUGGAGGAGUUUGGCUUCGAAGGAGCACAGCGACUAUCUGUGCAGAAGGAAAUCCAAAAUAGUCUUUCUAGACGUGCAGAUGGAAUGUUCCUCUGGGUUCAUCUGGUCAUCGAGAAUUUACUCUCACAAGUCACUAUAAAAGAUAUUCGGGACGCUCUAGACGAUCUCCCGGCAGGGCUGAGCCAGGUUUACGAGAGAAUUAUAGGUAAAAUCAAGCAUCUGGAUGAAAAGAAAAGAAGCAAGGCAGAAAAGACUCUGGAGUGGAUGACCUGCACAUAUCGCCCCUUGAAGGUCGAAGAGCUUGAGGAUGCUUUAUCGAUGGAACUUCAGGAUCCGGACCUCACUUUGAAAGAAGAAAAAAGACAACCUAUUAUCCGUCUACGUUGGCUUUGUGGGCCGAUAAUCGAGCUUUCUAAAGGAGUUGUAACCUUUGUUCAUUUUACGGCGAAGGAAUAUCUUCUGAGUCAACGUAGUGGACCUUUCGUUGAUCGCAUAAGCUCUCACUUGAGCAUUUCUCGAGUAUGCAUAACGUAUCAAUGUUUCCGCUGCUUCGAGCCGGGUAUUUCCAAUGAUGAGGCUGUUGGAUUUCUACUCAACGGAGACUUGAGACUCUUCGAUUACGUUCAUUCGAACUGGUUCGAACAUAUCCGGGAAUUUUGUAAGUUUAAUCCCAGCCAAGAACAGAUCGACAUUCUGUCGACGUCUCUUAGGAUUCUCUUUCGGAAACAAUCUGUCUAUAUGAACGCAUAUCAGGCCAGUGUUGGACACAAUCCCGCGUCGAACUCUGUCUUGGAUGGGAUUCCUGGAGCCAAGGAAUUUUUCCGUUUCGAGCCCACGUUGAAAAUUGGACUUAUAGCUAUUCUAGAGUUUCGGGAAAGAAUGGAAAAGCAAAACCUGAAGCUGGGCCCUGGAGACGAACUGUCCCGUUGGUGCGAUGAGAAUACUCCGUCGACAUUUUUAAGGGGUGCCCGGAGACUUCAAGAUGCCCUUGAAGAGUUACUCAACGAGCAGCCAUCUGAUCCUCUCAAGGUAGAAGCAGCCCGCAAAGCUUACGGAAAAAACCUCUAUUUCUGCAGAUAUCGGUUCUGUCAAAGUUUUUCAAGCGAUGGAUUUUUGACGUACAAUGAGCGGAGACUGCACGAGGAGAGGUUGCAUAUCAGGCCAUACAGAUGCCCUGUUGAAGGUUGUUUUCGCGAGGGAGCUCCAUUUCCAACCAAAGCCCCACUCCGCGACCAUAUAAGCAGAUACCAUAUUGUCAUACCUGAUAAGAUUUCUGCUCUAGAUAUUGAGAUCUUGAGCACGCUAUUCGAAACGAUGAAAUAUGGAGGCACCGUUCGUCGAACCAAAAAAAAUUUAAAUACGCUUCCAUCCCUCCCAGGAAUGGCCACCGGAGUAGAAACCCGGGACGAGCAACGGGCCCAGGACGAGCAACGGGCCCAGGACAAGCAGCGGGCCCGGGACGAGCAACAGGCCCGGGACGAGCAACGGGCCCGGGGCGCGCAACGGACCCAGCAGAUCGAGCAGAUGUUGCAACGGGCCCUGGACGAGGGACCGGCCCUAGACAGGCAACAGCUGCUACAGAUGCUACAGCUACGACAGUCCGAGUCGCGGCAGGCCGAGAUCAGGCUACGAGACCUCUACACCAACGCGGGGCCCUGGACGAGGGACGACUGGGUCUGA